This is a messenger RNA of Lucilia sericata (common green bottle fly), 738 nucleotides long. RefSeq lists its product as uncharacterized. Gene Ontology annotation, biological process: DNA integration. Gene Ontology annotation, molecular function: nucleic acid binding. The record is from RefSeq and is a predicted model, not a curated record. The coding region runs from base 1 to 738 and encodes 245 amino acids. The transcript has 2 exons. Lineage: Eukaryota; Metazoa; Arthropoda; Insecta; Diptera; Calliphoridae.
AUGUCGGACAAUGGUACAAAUUUUAUAGGCGCUAGUAAGUCAUUGCUAAAGGAGUAUUCGUUAUUUAUUAAACAAUCCUCCAAGGAUAUAACAGAUAAAUAUGCCAUUAAUGGACUUGAGUGGAAGUUCAUUCCACCUAGCGCCCCGCAUAUGGGAGGUUUAUGGGAAGCUGGCGUCAAAAGCUUCAAAAUCCACUUUAGGAAAAUUGCUGGCACACAUAAAUUUAAUUUUGAAGAGUUCUCUACUCUGCUUGCGCGAAUAGAAAGUGUUCUAAAUUCACGACCAAUAUCACCUAUGUCAGAAGACCCAGAUGACCUGCAGGCCCUUACUCCGAGUCAUUUUCUGCGCGGUGCGCCAUUGGUAUUCGCGCCAGAAAUACCGCCUGACAAUUUGUCGUUAUUGAAUCGCUGGGAACGACUGAAAACACUACAUCAUAAAUUUGGUCAACGAUGGAAAAAUGAGUACCUUCUGGAGCUGCACAAGAGGUACAAAUGGCAGAAUCCACGACGGGAUCUACAGACUGGUGAUUUCGUUAUCAUCAAGAAUGAGCUUCUUCCUCCAUGCGACUGGUGGUUAGGCAGAAUAGAAGCCGUACACGUUGGUCGGGAUAAGCGCAAUGGAUCCAGCCCAAACCCCAGAAUUGUGCGUUGUGUGUUUUGCAUACCACCCAUUGAGAUAUUGCAAGAUGUUCCGCAAGUUGACAUUGGAGCAACGACUUUAUGUGGUGAGAACCCAUAA